Messenger RNA from Ziziphus jujuba (common jujube), 2215 nucleotides. RefSeq names its product low affinity inorganic phosphate transporter 1. Gene Ontology annotation, molecular function: phosphate transmembrane transporter activity. The record is from RefSeq and is a predicted model, not a curated record. Gene Ontology annotation, biological process: transmembrane transport; phosphate ion transport. The coding region runs from base 387 to 1973 and encodes 528 amino acids. Gene Ontology annotation, cellular component: membrane. NCBI's taxonomy places the organism in Eukaryota, Viridiplantae, Streptophyta, Magnoliopsida, Rosales, Rhamnaceae. The transcript has 2 exons.
GGCUUUCUCUUCUCCUUCUUUCUCUCGCUCUUUCUUCUCUCAAAACUAUACUGGGAUUGGGAAAAAAAAAAAAACAAAAACAAAAGACCUUAGCGUUAUAGGAAACGAUCUUUUUGGCUUUUUUUUUUACCUUUCUUUCUUUUUUUCUAAUACAAUACAAGCUCUCUGUUUCUCUGCCGCUGGCAUUGAACGUGGGCUUUUUCUUCUUAUAUCUCUUGCUCGAUUUCUCACUACCCUUUGAAGCUUUUAGUCUGGGAAAAAAAGAAAAAAAUUAGAUUGAAAAAAACUGAACCAUUUACUUGGAGAUUUUUAUUUUCUACUUUUAAGGACAAAAAAACCCUUUGGAGAGAAUUCAGUAAAAGUGAAGGAAGUUUUGAGGGCUAGCCAUGGCUAAAGAUCAAUUGCAAGUGCUUAAUGCACUUGAUGUGGCAAAAACACAAUGGUACCAUUUCACUGCCAUUGUGAUUGCUGGUAUGGGAUUCUUCACUGAUGCAUAUGAUCUAUUCUGCAUCUCCCUUGUUACUAAGUUGCUUGGCCGCUUGUACUACCAAGUGGAAGGAUCCGCCGAUCCCGGAAAGCUGCCUUCCAAUGUCUCUGCCGCCGUUAAUGGUGUUGCCUUCUGUGGUACCCUUUCAGGCCAGCUUUUCUUUGGCUGGCUUGGUGAUAAAUUGGGAAGAAAACGUGUUUAUGGAAUGACCCUUAUGCUCAUGGUUAUUUGCUCAAUUGCCUCUGGUUUGUCCUUUGGCAAAGAUCCCAAGACUGUUAUGACUACUCUCUGCUUCUUCAGGUUCUGGCUUGGAUUUGGCAUUGGCGGUGACUACCCACUUUCUGCUACAAUCAUGUCUGAGUAUGCCAAUAAAAGGACUAGAGGAGCUUUUAUUGCUGCUGUGUUUGCAAUGCAAGGUUUUGGAAUUUUGGCUGGUGGAAUGGUGGCAAUUAUAAUUUCUUCAGCUUUCAAGACCAAAUUUCCUGCCCCAGCUUAUGAAGUCGAUGCUUCAGCCUCUGUCGUCCCAGAAGCUGAUUAUGUUUGGCGCUUAAUCGUGAUGUUUGGUGCUCUUCCUGCUUUGCUUACUUAUUAUUGGCGUAUGAAAAUGCCUGAAACUGCUCGUUACACUGCCUUGGUUGCUAAGAAUGCCAAACAAGCCGCAGCUGAUAUGUCAAAGGUUCUACAAGUUGAGGUACAAGCUGAACCAGAGAAAUUUGAUCAGACUACAAAGAAAGGGAAUGAUUUUGGAUUGUUCACCAAAGAGUUCCUUCGUCGUCAUGGACUUCACUUGCUUGGAACUGCAAGUACUUGGUUCUUGUUGGAUAUUGCAUUCUACAGUCAGAAUCUGUUUCAGAAGGACAUAUUCUCUGCCAUUGGUUGGAUUCCUAAGGCUAAAACCAUGAGUGCUCUUGAAGAAGUUUUCAGAAUUGCAAGAGCUCAAACUCUUAUUGCUCUCUGCAGCACUGUCCCUGGAUAUUGGUUCACUGUGGCAUUCAUUGAUAAGGUGGGGAGGUUUGCUAUCCAGUUGAUGGGAUUUUUCUUCAUGACUGUCUUCAUGUUUGCCUUGGCUAUUCCUUACCAUCACUGGACUUUAUCAGCAAACAGAAUUGGUUUCGUGGUGAUGUACUCUCUCACCUUCUUCUUCGCCAAUUUCGGUCCCAAUGCCACCACAUUUGUUGUGCCUGCAGAGAUUUUCCCGGCGAGGUUGAGGUCAACAUGCCAUGGUAUAUCAGCUGCAGCAGGGAAGGCUGGUGCAAUGGUUGGUGCUUUUGGAUUUCAGUAUGCCGAACAAGGUUUCGGAGUGAGGAACACGCUCAUAGUUCUUGGUGUGGUGAACUUUUUUGGAAUGGUGUUUACAUUCUUGGUGCCGGAGUCCAAAGGAAAGUCACUGGAGGAUUUGUCAGGUGAAGGUAAGGAAGAAAAUGCAACACCAGCAGCGCCAAUACAGCACUUAGGCAAUGACACUCGAACCGUUCCUGAGGUCUAAUUAAUCUUUCAUCAUCAAAAUAUUAGACAAAGUUUAUGUUCCCAGAUAGUAUGUGUAAAAAAGUCUCUUUUGCUCAGCUUAUAGCCUAGUGAUGGAUGGAAUUAGCUCCUUUUGCUUCUUUUUAACUUUUUUUAAAUGCUUUGUAAAAUUGAGUCUCUGUCUCAGGAAGAGAUUGUAGAUUUAUGUUUUCCUUUUUGCUUAUGAUAGUAUAAAAUAAAUUUUCAAUCCCAAUGUUCUUGAUA